CAUGUGCAGCAGAGAUCAAAAAACGUUACUAUGAUCUAGUAAAAGACUAUCACCCAGAUAAAAGUAAAGAUACUUCUGCAGUAGCAUUAGAACGAUUUCGUAAAGUGGUAGCAGCAUAUGAAAUUCUAAGUAACCCACGUAAAAAAGAUCUUUAUCUUCGAUACGGAUUUGGUUGGGAAGAACAACAAAAAAAUUCUUCUUCUACCAGCUCUUACAAUGGUAAUAAUGCUUCAAAAUCUUAUAAACCUCGAAGUUGGCACGACGAAGAUAGAUAUCACGGAGCAUUCAAUAAUAAUGAACCGAUAUUCAUGGCUAAUUCGUAUCUGGCUGCAUUUAUAAUAGCCACCGCGUUAUUUGGUGGAAUGAUUCAGCUACUUCGAUUAGAGAAUUCUAGUAUGUCGUUGAAAGCUGCUGCUGAUAGACAUCAUCUGCGGGCUAGUAAGAAUCUGAAAACUGUCAGACGGGAAGGACAGAUGUAUGCAGAGAGAAGAAGAGCGGAAAUUAUGUUGAUGGCGCAUUAUCUUAAUGGUUGGGAGACUGACGAGAAU
Ambispora leptoticha is the source of this 548-nucleotide messenger RNA. Lineage: Eukaryota; Fungi; Glomeromycota; Glomeromycetes; Archaeosporales; Ambisporaceae. The record is from the annotation of a GenBank genome assembly.